Messenger RNA from Gopherus evgoodei (Goodes thornscrub tortoise), 711 nucleotides. Its product is annotated as hsc70-interacting protein-like. The coding region runs from base 1 to 711 and encodes 236 amino acids. The record is from RefSeq and is a predicted model, not a curated record. Gene Ontology annotation, molecular function: Hsp70 protein binding. The transcript has a single exon. Lineage: Eukaryota; Metazoa; Chordata; Testudines; Testudinidae.
AUGGAUCUUAGGAGACUGAAAAAACUGCAGGCCCUCGUGCAUUUAUACAGACAGGAUCCAGACCUCCUGAGGGCUAAGCAGCUAAGUUUACUGUGUGACAAUGUGAAGAUCAUAGGAGAUCCUAUAUCACUUCUUCAGUACAAUACCUCUAUAGAGAAGACAUCCAAGAAGGAGGAGGAAUCACCAGAGGCAGCUGAGAGUGAUUUGGAAAUUGAGGAUGAUGGUGUUAUUGAACCAGAUCUGGAUGAUCCCCAAGAAAUGGGAGAUGAAUAUUUGGAAAAAACAAACAAGAUGAUAGACCAGACCAAUGAAAAGAGGGAACACACCUUUGCCUCCCUGAAUGAAGGUGAAUUUCAGAAAGCCAUUGACCUGUUCACAGAUGCUGUCAGGCUGAAUCCUCACUUCAAUCUCUUGUACGUUAACCGAGCCAGUGUUUUUGUGAAACUGCAGAAGCCGAAUGCUGCCAUUAGAGACUGUGACAGAGCCUGUGAGCUUAACCCCAGUUCAGCGGAAACGUGUUGUAUGUCUUUACCGCCAAGGGGGGAGCUGGGAAGGAGCAGCAACUUUAAAGCACUGCCACGGCAGUGCUUUAAGGACAGUCCUUUGCUGUGGCAGCAUUUUAAGGAUCCUCAAAGCGCUGCCAUGGAAAAGAACCGUCCUGAAAGUGCUGCCCCUUCCCCCCUCCAUCCCCAACGGUGGCCCUGCUGGUAG